Molecule: messenger RNA, 1939 nt
Organism: Lonchura striata (white-rumped munia)
Lineage: Eukaryota; Metazoa; Chordata; Aves; Passeriformes; Estrildidae
Gene: TRH
Product: thyrotropin releasing hormone
Biological process (GO): hormone-mediated signaling pathway; positive regulation of gamma-aminobutyric acid secretion; positive regulation of insulin secretion
Cellular component (GO): secretory granule; extracellular region
Molecular function (GO): thyrotropin-releasing hormone activity
Source: RefSeq, a predicted model, not a curated record
AAAAAAAAAAAAAAAAAAAAAAAAAAAAAAAAAGACAUCAUAUCCCCUAAAUUACCUCCGAGCUGUUUGCAUAAAGGGUCCAGAGGCAGUACACUAUAAGUAGAGAGACAUGAGCUGUGCAGAGAGCACACGGCAACGCUUCUGUUGGACACUCCGUGAGCCUGCAGCAAAAGGGCAACCGAAGCUCAGGUGCACAAACAGCUUUAAAGGACUUGGCAGAUGCAUCAAGCAAAAAUCUGAAACUACAAAUCAGUUGCAGGAACCCCUGUCCCACAAUGCCAUCCAUCCAGCUGCCACUGCUACUCCUCUGCUUGACCUUGUGUGGUGUUUGCUUCAACGGGGGACAUCUCCUUCCAGAGGAGAGUGAGAACAUGGGAAAAAUUCCCCUGGAUGACAUCCUUCAAAGAUCUGAAAGCCUCAUUCUUCAGUCUGUCCUCAAGAAAGCUGAAAAGGAAGAAGAGAUUAAUAAAGAAUCAAAUGCCCCUCUGCUACAACAGCUUUCCAAAAGACAACACCCUGGGAAAAAGUACCUAAAUAACCUGGAGAAGAGACAGCAUCCUGGAAAAAGAGAUGUUGAAGAAGAGACAUUUUAUGGAGACAUUCAGAAGAGGCAGCAUCCAGGAAAAAGGGAGAUGGAAGAUGACCUUGAUGUCUAUCUGGAGCUGAAAAGGCAACUGCCUCCCGGCAGAAAAUCACUGUUGGAUCAGUUUGCAUACAGCCCUAGGGCACAGAUAACCUACAUGAAUAAGUUAUCCAAAAGAGAACAUCUAGGCAGAAGAUAUCUGAUGUUCAAGCACCAGCAUCCUAGCAAAAGAGGCUGGAAUUAUGAGGUAGAUGUAUACAGUGAGAAACGCCAGCAUCCUGGAAAAAGGCACUGGAAUUUUGACCGCUCAGAUGACACAGGUCCCUGCAACUUUCAGGAGUCAUUCACUUGUCAUAAAGGCAGCUUGUUGCUUGAUUUAGUAGAAGAUGUUAGCAGAGACAGGGUAGAAGAAAAGCGUCAGCACCCAGGGAAGAGAUCAGCAUGGGAAAGUGAAACAGAGGAAUGAGAAAAUAAUUGUGUAGCACUUGCAUUUGGUGAAGUAAACUGCCAGAUCACUAAAACAUUCAGUUCACUCCUUUUUGGCUUCCUGCUGCUGACCUCUGCACCUACCUUUCAAUGUGUUAAUGUUCCCAUCCAAGUUAAUGGCUUUGUCAUACACUUAAAGCAAAGGAACUAAAGGACCUAUCUGAAUGGAACAGGAAAGUACUUAAAUUCCCCCACUUUAGGAAGAGUGCUUAUUUUCUUAGGAGUCCAGACCCCAAAAUAAUCCAACUAUGUGUUCCUAAAUGACUAAAACAGGCUCUUAAAUUGCUGUUCUGACGCUACUGAAGUAGAAUAAUUAUAUGGUUUCCUCUCACUUCAGUGAAAUCAGUAAACAGUGAGGAAGAAAAAAGAACACAUGCCAAUUGUUUCAAAAUUAAAUAGAGCAGGUUUUCAGUUCUAAAUGAUAACAUUCUGGACACUUGAGUCCUUGUACACUACAAUCUGUCCAGACAGUAAGCACUAUAAAGAGAAAGGAACAGUUUCAGCUGGAAAAAAAUAAGUGAAUGACUUCAUAAUUUGUCUUGGAACUGGCACAUGAAAACCCUGCUCACCUAAAAGGCUAAAGAGUGCAAAUGAUUAAUGCAUCCCUGAACAUCUCAAGCACACAUUGUGUCCCCUCUGACUGUGUACAGCCCACACAAGAACUCCCACCCUGGUGUGUCCACACUUCAGUCAUGCCACUUGAAAUCAUGCCUUCUCCUCAGACAUGUAAUAAUAAAGCAAGAAGAGAUCCUUCCCUCCCAGUGAGGAUUUCUGAUUUCUCUCCUCUCAAAGGAAUGCUUUUACUUUCUGUAGUCAGACUUCCAAAAGUGUUUAUUUGAUAUGAAUUAUUCAAUAAACAAGAAUAGUCAA